Molecule: messenger RNA, 798 nt
Organism: Punctularia strigosozonata HHB-11173 SS5
Lineage: Eukaryota; Fungi; Basidiomycota; Agaricomycetes; Corticiales; Punctulariaceae
Product: CRAL/TRIO domain-containing protein
Exons: 3
Source: RefSeq, a predicted model, not a curated record
AUGUUUUUUUUUUGGUUGCAUGAUUUCGCCGACCGACGAGAUAGUCGAUUUCUGCGCGCGCGGCAAUAUAACAUCCCCAAAGCCAAAGCCAUGCUCAAGAACUGCCGCGAAUGGCGUCAAACCGUGGGCGGCAAGGGCAUCGACGACCUCUACCGCCGCAUGGACCCCUUCGACUACCCCGAACGCGCAGACGUGUUCAAACACUGGCCGCUCUGGUUCCACAAAGUCGACAAGAAAGGCCGGCCCGUGAACGUGCAUCGGUUCGGCGGCGUGAACGUCUCGGAGCUCUACAAGGCCGUCUCGCCCGACCGCCUCCUCGACUCGCUCUACGUCAACUGCGAAUCGCUCACGCGCGAGAUCCUUCCCGCGUGCUCCAACCUCGCGCAGCGCCAGAUCGGCACCGUCCUCGUCAUCGUCGACUUGAAGGGCUUCAGCAUCGGCCAAUUCUGGCAAAUACGCGACCUCGCCCAGAAAUCGUUCCAGAUAUCGCAGGACUACUACCCCGAAACUAUGGGCCAAGUCAAGAUCAUCAACGCGCCCUCCUCCUUCACCGCCAUGUGGGCCGUCAUGAAGCCCUGGCUCGCGAAGGAGACGGUGGACAAGAUCGACGUGCUCGGCUCGGACUACCAGCGCGAGCUGCUCGCCGUCGUCGACGCCGACAACCUCCCCGCCUCCCUCGGCGGCAACUGCACGUGCGACGACUGCGGCGGCUGCGCGUUCAGCAGCGCCGGGCCGUGGAUGGCGGGACGGAAGGAGAGGCGCGAGAAGUGGUUGAAGGGGGAGAGGGCGAGCAUCGCG